Didymodactylos carnosus is the source of this 2943-nucleotide messenger RNA. Lineage: Eukaryota; Metazoa; Rotifera; Eurotatoria; Philodinida; Philodinidae. The record is from the annotation of a GenBank genome assembly.
AUGCCAAAUAUGCGUGGCGAUGGUAUGCGUGGUUUAGCCGUGUUUAUUAGUGAUAUUCGUAAUUGUAAAAGUCGAGAAGCUGAAUUGAGACGUAUUAAUAAAGAAUUAACAAAUAUUCGUCAACGAUUUAGAACAGAUAAAACAUUAGAUGGUUAUCAAAAGAAAAAAUAUGUUUGUAAAUUAUUAUUUAUUUUUUUAUUGGGACACGAUAUUGAUUUUGGCUACAUGGAAGCCGUCAAUUUAUUAAGUUCAAACAAAUAUACAGAAAAACAAAUCGGUUAUUUAUUUAUAUCUGUCAUUAUGAACAAUAGUACAGAAAUGAAACAGUUAAUUAUCCAAAAUAUUCGAAAUGAUUUACAAAGUAGAAAUCCUAUAUUCAUCAAUCUUGCAUUACAAUGUGUGGCUAAUAUUGGAGAAAAAGAAAUGGCAACAGCAUUUACAAACGAUAUACCGCGACUACUCAUAUCGGGUGACACAAUUGAUCCUGUUAAGCAAUCUGCUGCUCUAUGUCUACUAAGACUUCAUCGAACAAGCUCAGACGCGCUUCAAAUGAAUACAGAAUGGACUGGUCGAAUAAUUCACUUAUUAAACGAUCAACAUUUGGGUGUAGCAACAGCUGCUGUCAGUUUAAUUGAAGCACUUGUUAAACGGAAUCCCGAAGAAUAUAAAGGUUGUGUCAAUUUGGCUGUUUCAAGAUUAAGCCGAAUAGUUACAUCGUCGUAUACUGAUUUUCAAGAUUAUACAUAUUAUUUUGUUCCUGCACCAUGGUUAUGUGUCAAACUAUUAAGAGUACUACAAAAUUAUCCACCACCAGAUGAUCCUUCUAUUCGUAGUCGUUUAAAUGAAUGUUUGGAUACAAUUUUAAAUAAAGCUCAAGAACCAUUAAAAUCUAAAAAAGUUCAACAUUCAAAUGCGAGAAAUGCUGUUUUAUUUGAAGCAAUCAAUUUAAUUAUACACAUGGAUUGUGAGUCUACCCUACUUGUCAGAGCAUGUAACCAACUAGGACAAUUUUUACAGAAUAGAGAAACAAAUUUGAGAUAUUUGGCACUUGAGAGCAUGUGUCUAUUAGCUACAUCCGAAUUUUCACAUGACGCAGUUAAAAAACAUCAAGAAACAAGUGAACGUGAUGUUAGUGUUCGUCAACGUGCUGUUGAUCUUUUAUAUGCAAUGUGUGAUCGUUCGAAUGCUCAAGAUAUCGUUCAAGAAAUGUUAACUUAUCUUGAAACAGCUGAUUAUACAAUAAGAGAAGAAAUGGUAUUGAAAAUAGCGAUAUUAGGUGAAAAAUAUGCAAUCGAUUAUAAAUGGUAUCUUGAUAUAAUGUUAAAAUUAAUUAGAAUUGCCGGAGAUUUUGUCUCUGAAGAGGUAAUAUAUGAUCGAGCUGAAAAAGGAAAAGUUUGGUAUCGUGUUAUUCAAGUUGUGGUAAAUCGCUCCGAUGUUCAAAGUUAUGGAGCCAAAAUUGCUUUUGAAGCAUUGCAAGCUCUAGCCUGUCAUGAAAAUAUGGUUAAAGUCACUGGCUACAUACUUGGAGAAUACGGAAAUCUAAUUGCACUAGAUCCACGAUCAAUUCCAAUGAUUCAAUUCGAGCUUUUACAUUCAAAAUACCAUUUAUGUUCUCCAACGACUCGUUGUCUUCUAUUAUCGACUUACAUGAAAUUUGUUAAUUUGUUUCCAGAAAUAAAACAACAUAUACAGGAAGUUUUACGUCAUGAGUCUAAUUUUCGUAGUUCAGAUGUUGAAAUUCAGCAACGUUCCAUUGAAUAUUUGAAACUCAGCGAAGUGUGUACGCCAACGGUUUUAGCCACUGUCCUAGAAGUAAUGCCACCUUAUCCAGAGAAAGUAUCACCGUUGCUUGUGAGAUUAAAACAAAAAAAACCGUUAAUGGAUGGCAGUUUAAGCGGAGCUGGUGGUGAUGAAUCAACUGCAGCAGUUGAUGGGCUUAAUCAUGAAAGUACACAUACAGAAACGCAUAAAACUAAUGAGCAGCUAACUUCAUCACAUGCUAUUAAUUUGAAUCAACAUACAGUUCAACAACAGCAACAAAAUGGUCUUCUCGUUUCGCUUGAUAAUGAAUCGUCAACAGAUGAAAAUAACUACUCAUUGGCCUCAAUUUUAUCCAAUUCAAGUGCACCCAUAACAUCAAAUAAUUUUUACAAACAGUCAUCAUUAGACCAACAACAAUCAUCAUUUUACCCCAAGCCAAAUUCUGUGCCUUCAACACUUGGUAGUAAAAAAUUAUUAUUUAAAACAAGUGAUGUUAUAUUUGAAAAUGAUCUAUUACAAAUUGGAGCAAAAUUAGAAACACAAAAAAAUAUUUGUCGAUGUGAACUCUAUUUUGGAAAUAAAACUGAUAUUAAUAUGACAAGUUUUUCACCAUCAUUAGCACUAACUGGAGAGUUGAUUCAGCAAGCAUUUAUUUUAGAACUUAGAGUUGAUGCUGAACAAAUAAAAUCAACGAUCGAACCAAAAACUCAAACAAAACAAAUGUUAACAAUUGAAUGCUUAAAAGAAUUUCGGGAUAUACCAAAAAUGAAUCUAUCAUUCUUCUAUAGUAAUGUUCCACAAAAACUUGAAUUUUCCUUUCCAUUGUAUAUCAACAAGUUUAUUGAAAAAGUUGAAAUGGAUUCAAAUAAUUUCUUUUUAAGAUGGAAAAAUUUAGACAAACCAGGACAAGAGUGUCAAAAAAUAUUCUCCGCCAAAAAUCCUAUUGAUCAUGAAGACUGUUCUCAAAAACUGAUUGGUUUUGGUUGGAGUAAUCUUGUUGGAAUCGAUGUUAAUACUGAAAACUUUUGUGGUGCCGGCAUUUUGCAUACAACAGGACAACAAAUCGGAUGUCUGUAUCGUUUAGAACCAAAUAAGCAAACGAAAAUGUAUCGAUUGUCUGUACGUGCCAGCAAAGAUACGGUUGCCACACGUCUGACCGAACUAUUAGAGGAUCAAUUUUAA